This is a messenger RNA of Acanthaster planci (crown-of-thorns starfish), 1745 nucleotides long. It is a transcript of the gene ung, whose product is annotated as uracil DNA glycosylase. The record is from RefSeq and is a predicted model, not a curated record. Gene Ontology annotation, molecular function: uracil DNA N-glycosylase activity. Gene Ontology annotation, cellular component: nucleus; mitochondrion. NCBI's taxonomy places the organism in Eukaryota, Metazoa, Echinodermata, Asteroidea, Valvatida, Acanthasteridae. Gene Ontology annotation, biological process: base-excision repair; base-excision repair, AP site formation via deaminated base removal.
CACUCGGUGGCGCGAAAUUUGCACAUGUACUCACUAAACUACAGCUUAUGCAAUGAUAAGGAGCCUAUAUCGAUUGAGAUCCAGCUUGUUCGGGCACUGUUUCACCUUUGUAAAAUUAAAUUACCACAGAAUGAUUGGACAACAAAAGAUUUACUCCUUCUUCCGAGUUGCCUCCGUCAGCAGUGGGGCAAAACGGCAGUUAGCAUCGGACAACUCAUCUGAAGAAAACAAAUAUGAGCAAGUAUCAACGCCAUCCAAGAAGCUCAAAUCUCUUGAUAACGUGGACAGAUCGACAAUUGGAGACUCAGGUGUGAUCCUCAGCCCAGAACAGAAAGAGAGAAUGGCUCAACAACGAGCCAAGGCAUUGGAGAGACUUCACAGCAAACAAGGGAACCAGCUGUCUGCAGGCCAGGUCACUGGAACACCAGCAGGAAUUGGAGAAUCUUGGGCCAAGGCACUAUCUGCUGAGUUCAAAAAGCCAUACUUCACAAAACUUCAAAACUUUGUUGAGAAGGAACGACUGACUAAGACCAUCUACCCACCAGCAAACCAAGUCUAUUCAUGGACCCAGCUCUGCUCCAUCCAUGAUGUGAAAGUUGUAAUCUUAGGACAGGAUCCCUACCAUGGGCCAGGUCAAGCACAUGGUUUGUGUUUCAGUGUGAAGAAAGGAGUGGAUCCACCGCCCAGCUUGGUGAACAUGUUUAAGGAAUUAGCUGCAGACAUUGAGGGUUUCCAGAUCCCUCAUCAUGGAGAUCUCACUGGGUGGGCAAAGCAAGGUGUAUUGCUUCUCAAUGCGGUCUUGACUGUUCAAGCUCAUCAGGCCAAUUCCCACAAGGAUAAAGGCUGGGAGAUGUUCACCGAUGCUGUCAUCAGUUGGCUCAACAAACACUGUGAUGACAUUGUCUUCCUACUCUGGGGUUCCCAUGCACAAAAGAAAGGCACCAUCAUAAACACUAAACGACACCACGUACUGAAGAGUGUGCAUCCAUCUCCACUCUCGGCCUAUCGCGGUUUCUUUGGCUGCAAGCAUUUCUCCAAGACCAACGAGAUGCUGAAGAAAGUUGGCAAGACUCCAAUAGAUUGGGGCAACCUCAACAUGGAAUAGCAACAUUCUCUCUGCAGAACUAAUAGCCUGGGUUGCCAUUCAUGAUUCACAAAAUCAUCAAUGUGAAAUUGCCAAAUUAAUGCAAAGGAAAAGCUUUGUUUGCAUACUAGUUAUAAUUGACUACUUCAUUAAUUAAAGGGAUGCAGCUUCUUACACCAAGUUCAUAAGCACAACAAAAAUUUCAUUAAAUACUUGCUGUAAAACUUUUCAUUUUACAGUUCAGUGAAAUGGUAGCUCCUCAAAAAUCAGGUUUAAUGGGCACUUGCUUUAAUUUCUUUACUAGUGCUAUGCUUUUCAUUACAUUGCAAGAAAUCAUCCUUACUUUUGCUCACCUAUACAUCUAAUUGCAUCUCUCCACUGUUUUUACUUGUAAGUGCAUUUUGUUGUUUAUCAAAGUUACAGAUGGCUUUUAAAUAUGUAACCUUUUUCCUGAAACAUGAAUACUCCCCAGCUUUUUUAAAAGUUGGUUAUAUUUUUAUAAUGUUGACAUCUUUUGACUUUCUUCCAAUCCAUCCGUCUUUAACCAAAUCUCAUGGAUAUCAUUUCGCACCUGUUGUUCUUUUGAUACAGCUUUGUAACACAAGUGUAAAUGUAUAAUCCAUAUUUUAUGAGCAGUUUAAAUAAAGUUCCAUGAAAAUCA